UAUGAGUCAGUCCGAGGGGAGUCUUUUCGCAACUGCAAAAACUGUGUCAUGAUAUCGACAUGAUCGAUGUCGUCCCCGAGACUGCACCGUGUCUAGCCAACGACAGCUGAAAAAGGAGAAGAGAGAAGCGACUCUGCAGAUCUGUAUUAGUCUUAGGAAGUUAGGUAUGGCUGUGUCGAACAUAAUUGGCCAGGAAAUAGAAAAAGAAGCCGAUCCACUUCUUGAGCUGAGUAGAAAGUUGUGGCUAUGCCCUGAGACGAAGUACGAGGAAAUCUUCGCGCACGAUGCGCUGACGGAGUUCCUGGAGCGAAAUGGCUUUACGGUCAGCAGGCGAUACAAGCUGGACACGGCGUUCCGUGCCGUCUACAAGCAGGGCCAAGGUUCACCGCAUGUGGUGGUGAUUUGCGAGUAUGACGCGCUGCCAGAGAUUGGACAUGCCUGUGGCCACAACUUGAUAGCAGAAGUCGGCGUGGCGGCCGGACUGGGCCUGAAAGCAGCACUGCUAGCCAACCCUGCGGUGAGCGGUACCGUCACCGUCCUGGGCACGCCAGCGGAGGAGAACGGCGGUGGCGGAAAGGUGAAACUGAUCGACGCCGGUGCCCUACACGGCGCGGACGUGGCCAUGAUGGCGCAUCCCGACGCGCAGAACAUGAUGGCGCCCGGCGUGAUGGCCAACACCACUGGCUCGGCGGUGUACACGGGGCGCGCCGCCCACGCCGCCGCUGCGCCCUGGGAAGGCGUCAACGCGCUGGAUGCCGCUGUGGCUGCCUACACGUCCAUGUCCAUGCUCCGGCAGCAGACCAAGCCCGACUGCAGGAUGCACGCCGUCAUCACCGAGGGUGGCGUCAAGCCGAACAUUAUCCCCGAGCGGAGCGCGCUUGCGUUCACGGUGCGUGCUACGAGCGAUCGCGAUCUCGCACCCCUCAAGGACAAGGUAACGGCCAUAAUGAAAUCAGCUGCUGUGUCAACUGGCUGUGAGCUCAACCUUGAGUAUAGUUGUCCCGAUGGCCAUGUCUCGCACUACGCCAAUCUCAUCCACAAUACUGAGCUGCUGACACGCUAUCAAAUGCACUGGAGUGGUUUUGGACCCCAGUACGGUGACAUCGUCCCAGACCGCGUCUGGGCGUCCACAGAUAUGGGAAACAUAUCGCAAGUGGUUCCGUCCAUACACCCAACGUUCAGAAUCAGUGCGUCGGACGUCAAUAUACACUCGCGGGAAUUCACCACUGCGGCCAUGGAGCCGCAAGCGCACGCCGCGGCUCGCUGCGCCGCCAAGGCUAUUGCUAGUGUGGGCUGGGAUGUACUGACUGACGAGGAUUUCCUGCGGAAAGUGAAGGAAUCCUUUCAAGCUCAGCGCGCUGAGAAUGCGUAUUAAAACGUCCCCAGUGCUUGUGACAAUACGACCAACCGUGAGUACAGAGGUACGGUUGGAUUUUUUGACAGUUCUGCCUGUUGCGGCCCAUGUAAUUAUUCCUCUACUCCCUUCUAGUUUUUCUAUGCUGAUGGGGUUGGCUUAUAAUCUUGAUACUGAAUCUGCAUCUAGUUGAAAGAGCAGACCCACUUUUACCAGCACAUUGAUUCAUGCAGAACGUUAUUUGACACUAACUUCACUGUUUAAGUGUUUACCUAGAGACCCCGAUGGGCAGGUACAGGAUGCAGGUACAGGAUCAUGAUUUGUGUUCUACGUACGUAGACGUAUUUGAUCUCUUUUUUUCUGGAAUUUUCUUUUCCGUGUAUGCUAUCUUAUCAAUUGUGUCAACUGUUUGAACUAAUUUGUGCGUCUGAUCAUGUCCUUGUAAGCUGCUGAUCAGCUGUUUGUAUGUAUCGCAUAUGGCUGCAUAUGACUUAUGCGAAGGCUAACCAAGCUUGCUUCAA
Sycon ciliatum is the source of this 1875-nucleotide messenger RNA. RefSeq names its product peptidase M20 domain-containing protein 2-like. The transcript has 2 exons. Gene Ontology annotation, molecular function: dipeptidase activity. Lineage: Eukaryota; Metazoa; Porifera; Calcarea; Leucosolenida; Sycettidae. Bases 167 to 1375 code for a protein of 402 amino acids. The record is from RefSeq and is a predicted model, not a curated record.